AUGACCCAACCUACGACUAAGCCUGCUACUUCACACUACAAUUCCAUGUUUUUACAGACUGUAGGAAUCUGGGACAGCUUGACGCCAUCAUUUUUCACCAUAAUCGACUUGGUUAUGGCGCUCUUACUAGGAAUCAGAUGCGAGUUGUUUAUCCGAGAGGUCAAAGAAACUAAACGAUUGGUGAUAGCUGUUAUGGCGAAACAUUUUGAUGGUAGACUGAGGGAGAAAUCAAACAGAAUGUUGAAACUCAUAGAAGAGACGCCUCCACACUUCUCCGUGUACGACAUGUGGCAACUGGACGCAAAUGUCCUCUUGCAGAUGUUCAUGCUGGUCACUGGACUUAUCGUUACACAAAUGCAGUUUGCUUUCUUGUGA
Spodoptera littoralis (African cotton leafworm) is the source of this 375-nucleotide messenger RNA. The record is from the annotation of a GenBank genome assembly. Lineage: Eukaryota; Metazoa; Arthropoda; Insecta; Lepidoptera; Noctuidae.